AUGAGCGGACUGUUGGGGCUCUCGUACGACCAUACGGAGGACGAAGAGGAGGAAGAGGAAGAGAAGAAAGAGGAGGGCGGACUGGUCGCUUACGAUCACGUCGAAGAAGGUGAAGGUGAAGAGCGAUCUACAUCGCCCCACAAGCGGCGACGCGUAGCGGAAGGUGAGGAGCAGCGAGAUGACCAAGAAGACCAGAACGGCGCAGCGAGAGAUGAAGACGAGGAGGCCGAGGAGAGCAGAAUGGAAGAAGAUCACAAGGCCGAUUUUGAGGAUCAGUCCUUCUACACCAGAGAUGGCCGAUCGUUGAUGGAGUUGAUGCUGCCACCACGACCUGCACGACCACCCGAUGCCUCGCUUCAGGGCAAGAUCGUUCAGUUCCAUCGGCUGCGAAGAGAGGGCCGUGCCAAGAGCAUCAACGAGAAGAUCCGGCACGCGCGCAACUUCAAGAACCCCUACAUGCUCAACUGGCUCGUCUCCCACUGCGGGAUCGACGAGACGGGGUCGAACUACCCGAAGGAGCUGUUCGACCCGGCCGCCAUCCGGCGCGAGGCCGCUGAAGUCAUGGAGCGCCAAAAGCGCCAGAAGGCCGCCGCCCAGCAGAAUCGUACGGCGAUCGAUUUCACGACGGGCGAGGGAGCGGGGUCGGCGGGGCUGCAGGCCGGGGGCGUGGUGGUCCCGGGCGGCGCGGCGGCGGCGGUGGGCCUUGGGAUUCCGCGGCCGAUCGUGAAGGUGGUCGAGGGCACCAAGCGGCCGCGGAGCAAGUGGGACCAGGGCGAACCCGCCGCCGGCGCCAAGCCCGGAGCGUCGCAACCCGCCGCCACGACCACGACCACCACCAGCGGCUCCCGAUACGCCGAAUACGCGCUGGCCAAGAAAGCGGAGAUCGAGGCGAAGCUGCGGCAGAAGUGA
Acanthamoeba castellanii str. Neff is the source of this 909-nucleotide messenger RNA. Its product is annotated as HCNGP family protein. The coding region runs from base 1 to 909 and encodes 302 amino acids. Lineage: Eukaryota; Discosea; Longamoebia; Acanthamoebidae. Gene Ontology annotation, biological process: regulation of DNA-templated transcription. Gene Ontology annotation, cellular component: nucleus. The record is from RefSeq and is a predicted model, not a curated record. The transcript is spliced from 6 exons.